Messenger RNA from Vigna umbellata (rice bean), 1144 nucleotides. The record is from RefSeq and is a predicted model, not a curated record. NCBI's taxonomy places the organism in Eukaryota, Viridiplantae, Streptophyta, Magnoliopsida, Fabales, Fabaceae.
CAUUCAAUCUUCAAGACAGAAAAGGUGGGGAUAGACGAUGAAAGGAAACGUUGCUCUCUGUUUUUGAUAAUUCCUACCAUGCCAACCUAUAUCUUGACCAUUUGCACUGUUUUUUUUUUAUCUUUCAAUUUAAUCGUAUGUUUUCAAUUUUUAUAAUAACUAUUUCAAAAGUCGUACUAUGAUAUGUUGUUGAUUGACAGUGUAUAGAAAAUCAAUUUAAUACUUCAAGAUAUGAGAUGUAAGGUUUACUACUAGAGAGUGUCCUUUUGCGAAAGUGGCGAAAUUGUGCAACCAAUCUAUUUUAACUUCUCUAACAAUCACAGUAGCAGUGUGCAGUUACAGUCGUAGAAUGGGAGAACUGAAGCUACUGGGAGUUUGGCCUAGUUCAUACGUUUACAGGAUCAUAUGGGCGUUAGAACUGAAGGGCAUAAAGUAUGAGCAUGUACAAGGAGAAUUCCACAACCCUGAUUUCAGUGAUUUGCUACUGAAGUAUAACCCAGUUUACAAAAAGGUUCCUGUCCUUGUUGUUGAUGGAAAGCCAAUUGCAGAAUCCACUGUCAUUCUUGAAUACAUAGAGGAAACAUGGCCACAGCCACCCAUGCUUCCACAGGACCCAUAUGAGAGGGCCGUGGCACGGUUUUGGGUGAGUUUUGCUGAAGAAAAGAGUACUUCGUUUAUGUCAUUCUUUGUGGCUGUUGGAGAAGAGUUUCAGAAGGCAACAAAGGAAGUAAGAGAAGUGCUUAAAGUAUUAGAAGAAACCAUUGGGGACAAAAAGUAUUUUGGUGGUGAAGAAAUUGGAGUUUUGGACAUAACCUUGGGAUGGAUACCCUUGUUCUUUGGAGUCAUUGAAGAUAUUGUUGGUGUAAAGGUGUUGGUAGUUGAUGAUUUUCCUCGCUUGUUUACUUGGAUUCGGAACUUCAGUGAGCACCCCUCUAUCAGAACGAACUUUCCAAGUCACCAUGAGUUGUUUGGUUAUUACAAGCAAAAGAGAGACACUAUUAUUCCACCCAAUACAGCAUGAAAGCAGGCAUGAACUGAUUUGUAUCUAUACGAUAUAUUAUAUUAGUAAACUUCCUUGUGCUUGGAUGAUUGAAUUAGACUGAUAAUUUUAUUUCGAGGAUCCAACUUCACAUUUCAAUCUCAU